Carassius auratus (goldfish) is the source of this 1348-nucleotide messenger RNA. RefSeq names its product keratin, type II cytoskeletal 8-like. Bases 1 to 1317 code for a protein of 438 amino acids. Gene Ontology annotation, molecular function: structural constituent of skin epidermis. Gene Ontology annotation, cellular component: keratin filament. The record is from RefSeq and is a predicted model, not a curated record. The transcript is spliced from 9 exons. Lineage: Eukaryota; Metazoa; Chordata; Actinopteri; Cypriniformes; Cyprinidae. Gene Ontology annotation, biological process: intermediate filament organization; keratinization.
AUGAGUCUGAGAAACAAGCGCAUCAGCUCCAGCAGCUCUGUGAGGAGCGGUGGGAAGAUGGGAGGCUACGGCUACAGCAGUUUAAGUGGGAUCUCCUUGGGAGCAUCUGCCCCGAGCUUUAGCACCAGCUCUGCCUAUCUGGGGCCACCCAUCGCUAGCGUCUCGGUCAACAAGAGCCUGCUUGCGCCUCUCAACUUGGAGAUCGACCCCAAUAUCCAAAUGGUGCGCACCAAGGAGAAGGAGCAGAUCAAGUCGCUGAACAACCGCUUUGCCACCUUCAUCGACAAGGUGCGCUUCCUGGAGCAGCAGAAUAAGAUGCUGGAGACCAAGUUUGAGCUGCUGCAGGGCCAGACGCCGGGCCGCUCCAACGUUGAGCCCAUGUUUGAUGCUUACAUGGCCAACUUGCGCAGACAGAUGGACGUGGUCAACAAUGACAGGACCAAACUGGACGGAGAGCUGAGGAACAUGCAGGGACUGGUGGAGGACUUCAAACACAAAUAUGAAGAUGAGAUCAACAAACGGAACAACCUGGAGAACGACUUUGUGAUCCUGAAAAAGGAUGUAGACUCUGCAUACUUGGUGAAAGCUGAUUUGGAGGACAAAGUUGGUGCCCUGACUGAUGAGAUCAACUUCCUGAGGACCAUCUACGAUGAGGAAUUGCGUGAGCUGCAGGCCAGCAUUAAAGACACGUCGGUCAUUGUGCAAAUGGACAACUCCCGAAACCUCAACAUGGAUCAUAUUGUGGCCGAAGUCAAGGCUCAAUAUGAGGAGAUCGCAGCUAAGAGCCGCGAAGAGGCUGAAUCCUGGUACAAGUCCAAGUUCGAUCAGAUGUCCUCUCAAGCCAUUCAGUACAACGACGAACUGCGAAACACUAAAGGAGAGAUUGCAGAGAUCAACCGCAUGAUCAGCCGUCUGCAGAGCGAGAUCGAGGCCAUUAAAUCCCAGCGCGCUAACCUGGAGAACCAGAUAGCGGAGGCCGAGGAUCGUGGCGAGAUGACUGUGAAGGAGGCCAAAGGUCGUAUUAAGGACUUGGAGGAGGCGCUUCAGAGAGCCAAGCAGGACAUGGCUCGCCAGCUCCGCGAGUACCAGGAGCUCAUGAAUGUCAAGUUGGCUCUGGACAUAGAGAUCGCCACCUACAGGAAGCUGCUGGAAGGCGAGGAGGACAGGAUUGGACAGCAGCCAGUUGUGAACAUUCAGUCUGUUCCCAACUACAGUUCCAAAGGGAUGAACGGGUUUCAGCAGAACAGCUCUCCAUCACCUAAGAUCCUGAUCAAGACUACUGAAACCAGAAACAACACCAGAUUCAGCACUCACUGAUGUGUUAACCAUUACCAGAAAUGCUAAACUA